Messenger RNA from Gekko japonicus, 951 nucleotides. RefSeq names its product coiled-coil domain-containing protein 70-like. The record is from RefSeq and is a predicted model, not a curated record. NCBI's taxonomy places the organism in Eukaryota, Metazoa, Chordata, Lepidosauria, Squamata, Gekkonidae. The transcript has 2 exons.
AUGGAGAACAGGAAGAAAAUGCUGGUAGAAGCCCCUGAUAAUGUCAACCCCAAGAGCAGGAAAUGCGGAGAGAUUCCUCCCCUUUCUGCCAAGCAAGAGAGCUGGCCUCACAUGACCCCUUUGCCUCCAUCCUUGCACAAACAGCUUUUACAGAAGACUCUCCAAGAGGAGAAAUGGGCCUUGCAAGAAGAAAUCAAGCUGUUCUGGAGAAAAAAACAGGAAAAAAACAGGGCCCUGUGAGUGGAAAUCAAAACUUUCUGGGAGGAUAACAAAACCAAGACCUUAUGGGAGGAAAUAUGCAACUUCAAACUGAGGAACAAGGCAUUCUUGGAGGAGAUGAAGAACUACUUGGAAGAGUGGGGACUUUUAGUGAUGGAGACCAAGCACUUCUGGAGGAAAGAGCUGGACUUCAUGGAAAAGGUGGGAGCUGUUCAGGAGGAGAUUGAGGCCUUAAAAGAGAAGAUCAAGGCCAUGGUGGAAGAGGUUGCUUCCUUUGAGGAGAGGACUGAAUCUUUACAAACUGUGGUGAAGGCCUUCCAGGUCAAGAACCAGGAGUUCUGGGAAACCAACAAGGCCAUGCAAGAGAAGAACAAAUCACUGCAGGAGAAGAUGGAAGCCCUCGAGCAGAAGAACGUGGCCUACUGGAAGGAAUGCAGGGCCUUCUGGAAGAAGGACAAGGUCUUCUGGGAAGAGGGUGUGGCCAUCUCCAGAGACAUGAUGGUCCUCUGUGAGGAAUACAUUGCUUUGAUAGAGAACAACCAAGACCUCCAAGGAGAAAAGGCAGGGAUGUGGGAAACGAUAAAAGCCCUUUGGGAUGCCAAGUAUUCCAUAUGUAAAGACAUCAGUGGGUUUCUGGAAGAACAGUCACAGGAUGUUGAAGGUGGCACGGUUGAGAAUGGAGCCUACGGAGAUCACGACACCCCAUCUGGGGAGCUGAAAAUCUGUGGUUGA